Messenger RNA from Cuscuta campestris, 1864 nucleotides. The record is from the annotation of a GenBank genome assembly. NCBI's taxonomy places the organism in Eukaryota, Viridiplantae, Streptophyta, Magnoliopsida, Solanales, Convolvulaceae.
CAGAUCGGACGAAAACCGAUCAACCUGCUGGCCGGCCCAGUUGUCAAGCGGCUCUCUCGUUGAAUCCAUCCAUCAGGCCUCCCUAAAAACCCCGAUCAACUCCAGGUACUGCAUCACCGUCGGAUUCACCUCCGGCGCCGAGUUCUUCCAAACCACAAACCUGACUCCCUCAUUCCGUCUGCCGUGCAUCUGACCCAGCUCAAUUUUUCACAAGUUUUGUCUUGUCGGUGUUUAAUAGCCGGAUCAUAAGAUUUGAAGUUCGCAGUAUACACUAUCAGGCUUGUGCAAGAUGUCUUCAGCUCAAGAUCCAUUUUACAUUGUGAAGGACGAGAUUCAGGAAUCUGUGAGUUUGUUUUAAGGCAUUGUUUGUUUUGUGCUUUAUCAUGUUUGACUUGGUACAGUUUUCCAACAUACCCAAUGCUGUAUUCAUUUCCAUUUCCAUGAUAUGGUGUUCAAGGGUAACACAUAUGGAGUAGUUUAUAAAAUAAUGGUUUUUUUUUUGAAGUUUUAAACCUCCAAUUUGGUAGUUUUCCAUGGCGUAUAAUGUUAAGUUCCUAUUAUACAUAUACAAAUUUUGAUAAAUUCAUAUUAUAUGGUGGUCAUAUUCAUUUUCUGGAAUUUAUUUAGUAGUAAUGCUUUUCUUUAUUCAUACACAUGAAAAAAACAGUUAUUGCAACACCCUUAUGCAUAGAAAAGGGCAAUCGAGGUGUGUUGAUUUAUCAACCCAUACGUGUAUGGGUAUAGUGUGUCGUCAUCUUGCUUCUGGUGAGAUGUGAGUAUGCUAUCGGGCUUCAAGUGUGUUCUGUCAUCAUUUGAGAGUGAAGAGUAGCUUGUUUCAGGCGAGCUCUGUUUCACCAGAAAACUGAGUUCGUAUAAUUCAUCUCUGAUAGAAAAGUAAAAUCCUUCUUUAAUUUGAUUAUUUCUCAUUCUUAAAAUGUGUCUGGUUAGAUUGAAAAUUUGUUCAUGACAUUCCGUGAAUGGGAGCGCACUCUCCCAAGCAAUGGAAAUCACCUUCGUCUUGCAAAUGAGCUUUAUGCAACAUGUGAGAGCAUUAAAUGGCAGGUAGAUGAACUGGAGAGAGCUAUUGAUGCUGCAGCAAGUGAUCCUUCCUGGUAUAGAAUUGACGAGGCCGAACUUGAACAACGACGAAAGUGGACCAGUGAUGCUCAUGACAAGGUGGCCAAUGUGAAGAAGGCAUUAGUAAGUGCCGGAAAGGAAUCAAAUGGAACAAACUCAUCUAAUUUUGCUGGGAAGCGAAGAGAACUAAUGAGGAUGCCAGACUCCAGACAGGCUGGCAGAGCUGAGCAGUAUACUGUUAAUGAUAAUGAUGAUUACAUAUCAUCGGAAUCCGAUAAACAACUACUUCUCAUAAAGCAACAAGAUGAAGAGCUUGACGAGCUUAGUGCUAGCAUAGAAAGAAUUGGAGGUGUUGGGCUUACUAUUCACGAGGAACUUCUUGGACAGGAAAAGAUUAUUGAUGAUUUGGGUUCAGAAUUGGACAACACUUCGACGCGUCUUGAUUUCGUUCAGAAAAAGGUUGCGAUGGUAAUGAAGAAAGCGGGCGCGAAGGGGCAGAUUAUGAUGAUAUGUUUUCUGUUAGUGUUGUUUAUCGUUUUAUUUUCCCUCGUCUUCUUAACCUAGAAGCAAACUGCUCGAAUAUAUAUACCCUGUAUUGAAGAACUUCACAACCUCUAAAUUAGGCAAAGGUUUGAUUGGUGUACAUUGUAAUGUAAAUUGACCACUUGUGACUGUUUUACUGUUGCUUAUCACUCCAUACUCAAGUUGUAAGCGAUUAUGAUUCUUCUUCUUCUUCUUCUUCAAUGCUGGACUGGGCACAUUAGAACAAGAAAAAUGGGAUUUGGAU